UUAGUAUUAUGAAAAUUUUACAAGUUUCGAGUUAGACAGAGGAAAAAUUUACAAGUGGCGGAUGAAUUUUAAUAAAAAAUAAAAAUUAAAAAAAAAAAAUAAGAAAAAAACACAAACAAAAUCCUAAAUUUUAUUGGCAACAAUAAAUAUUGCGAAAGUUUCAUGAUGGCCAGCAAAAUGUUAACAACUGGCCUCAAAUUGGCUGAUUUUGUGCGUCCCGAUUGUUGCAAAAUAAGGGAUCCCUUGCCAAAGGAUGCAGAAUGUUUCGCAAAGGACAUAUCGAAGGAACUGGAGAAGCUAUACCAGCGCCACGAGCGUAUGUUUGUGAAGCGGAAACGCCUAAUGGAGAUGGCCUUGCCAGUGCGACGACGCUGCCGUUUUGUGCCCAAAUGUGCCUGUCAAUUUAGCAAGACCAUUGAAAUAAUUCCGGCGUAUCAGGCAUCCUACACACGUACAGAGCAGCUGGCAUUGCCGACAGUUCGACGAUUGCUCAGUCGCAGGGAAUACGCCAUGGCCCAAGGUGAUGGUAUAGGCGAGAGUAUAUUGAAUCGAUUGCUACGUUCCAGUUAUCUAUCGAUGUACAGUCGUCUGGCCAACAUGCAGCCGCUAAAGAUGCCAAUCAAAAAGAAGAAGAAGACGAAGAAGCAAAAGGCACGCCAAAUGAAAUAUCUGGAAAAAAUGGCCCAACCAAAAGUUAUACCCAAGCCACCCAAGCGGGAACGUAAGGUCGGUCAGAUGAGUGAACGAAGGCUUAAGAAACUCUCCCGACCUAAGAAAUAUGUGGAAGAAGUCCAACCGAAAUGGGAGCUUACGGAGACAAUGCGGGAUUACAAGCCAACUAAACGUAUCACGGAAUUGGCCAAACAUGUCAUACGUGAAAAUGUCCACAUCAAUGAGGAACCCCAAAAGAUUGCACCCAAUGCCUUGCACUACAAACCUUCCGCUCGCAUCAAAGAGAUGGCUCAGCCAGCGUCAGUCCAUGAGGCCAAUAUGGUUCCGGCCGACAUCAAGGAGGAACCGUUUGCCAUAUCGCCCAAUGCUCUUAAAUAUAAGGCAACUGCUCGCAUUAAGGAACUUGCCGAGCCAAAGGAAUUUGAAAAUGCUCACAUACGGGAAAAUCCAUUUGCCAUAUCUCCGGCAGCUCUCAAGGCCACCGCAUCGCCUCGUCUUAUCGAAUUGGCCAAGCCAAAGGGUGGCUAGUGGUGAAGUCAACUUUUGCAUUCUUACGAAAGCUAAUAUGAUGCAUUGUUCUAUUUGGUUUAUUUUGUUAUGCUAUAUUAUUAAAAUGGAAAUCUUGUGUACAAUUGAA
This is a messenger RNA of Drosophila willistoni, 1309 nucleotides long. RefSeq lists its product as uncharacterized. The transcript is spliced from 3 exons. Bases 163 to 1200 code for a protein of 345 amino acids. Lineage: Eukaryota; Metazoa; Arthropoda; Insecta; Diptera; Drosophilidae. The record is from RefSeq and is a predicted model, not a curated record.